AUGAAGACAGCCCUAGUAGCAGCUAGCUUAUUGCAAUCCACAGUUGGAUUUUCCACAACGCUAAAAUCUGCAAAUGUCAUCUCAUUGCCAGGUUUCAAAACGGGAAGUCAACCCGUCAGUCGCUGCUCCUCGGCACUCCCUUCUACGAUAUCUUCCAAUGAUGACCUGCUACCUGGAAUCUCUGCGAUUGGGGAAGCCAAUGGUCAGCUGUCGGAGCAAUUGGAAGGUCUCAGCGAUUCAAACUACUUUCGGCUGUAUUGUGUGGAUAUUCUUGCAAGUUGCGAAUACAUGCCACAGGAACUAUUUGAAUGCUACAGUGAAACUUGUGAAGUGUAUCCCAUAGAUGAUGAUGAGAUUCCUGAACGUCUACGCACACAUGAUUACAAUGAAAACGAGUUUGAGAUAGACGGCUGGGCGCGAUGGGACAUGCCCAGCAACGACUAUUAUGAUCUAGAACAAUUCCCAGAAGGAUACACUGCCUAUGACGGAUCCUCAGUCUGGAAUUACAUUCACAGCAAGAUUUGUUUUCAGAACUUUGGAUACGAUGAUGAUCAUUGGAAGGCCGACUUCAACAAAGCUGUUUCCGGCUUGCACUCAGUGGUCUCGGCGCAAGUGAUUCGUGGGAUCAACGACAAGGUGGCGAGUGGCGAAGCUUUUGGAGCUGAUGAGGUAUGGACGGAUCCAAAGGCUGAGUUUGCCAGACGAAUGGGAUCCACAGGCGAGACUCCAUUGGCAGUGGAGAAUUUGUACUUUACAUACAUGAUAUUGCUAUCAGCUGUGGGAAGUAUGCGAGGAAAAUUGAUGCAAGAUUGCGAUGCUGGAGUCUUUGAUGCGGAAACUGCUUCUUUUAUAAAGACUGCCAUUUCACUGCCUAUUUUUGAUAAUCCAGCCAUCGGGGUGGCUGCCCAAAAGCUCAGCAAUCAUGCCGUCCAAUCGCCUGGCGAUUUGUGGGAGGCCCGAAUGAGAAGUCGAGAGCUACUGCGGAUAGUAAAUUGUGUUCAGUGUAACAAGUGCCGAUUACACGGAAAAAUUGCCAUGAUGGGCUUGUCCACAGCGCUGCAAGUGCUAGUUGGUGGUCCCAAUGGAAAGAUGCAAGACCCCAAUCAGAUUCGCCGCGUCGAGUUGGCCGCCCUUGUAACAACACUCUACAAGGCUUCGAAAGCAAUCAAAUUGUGUCAGCAAAUGACAGUUUAA
Molecule: messenger RNA, 1194 nt
Organism: Cylindrotheca closterium
Lineage: Eukaryota; Bacillariophyta; Bacillariophyceae; Bacillariales; Bacillariaceae
Source: the annotation of a GenBank genome assembly